This is a messenger RNA of Pseudomyrmex gracilis, 2471 nucleotides long. It is a transcript of the gene fws, whose product is annotated as conserved oligomeric Golgi complex subunit 5. Bases 143 to 2434 code for a protein of 763 amino acids. NCBI's taxonomy places the organism in Eukaryota, Metazoa, Arthropoda, Insecta, Hymenoptera, Formicidae. The record is from RefSeq and is a predicted model, not a curated record. Gene Ontology annotation, biological process: intra-Golgi vesicle-mediated transport. The transcript is spliced from 14 exons. Gene Ontology annotation, cellular component: COG complex.
UGUGACAGAUCUGUCUUAACCUGCGCGAUUCUCGUUUUUUUUUUUUCUAGAAAACAGUGUAAUCACAUUCAAAUCGGUGAGGUGUGGGGUUAAACUAAAUAUUUUUACGAAAUUUUACUGCAUUAAAGGAGAAACUUCAAAUAUGAGCGAAAUUUCUUGCUGGGAGGAUAUAGAAAAUGACGAAUUCUUUAAACAACUGUUAGACGCCGAUUCUAAAAAGACCGGUGUCGGUCAGUUACUGUCAGUGGCGCAACAAUUGAACAAGCUAGGACAAGCUAUUGAGGUGUUAAAUGCCGAGCUGCAAAAACAAGUACUUGCGAACCAUGAAAAUCUGCUGUCUCAGGCAGUGUGGGUUGAGAAAUUGGAAGGAGUGCUUUUUAUAAUGCAAUCUCACAUACAGAGUCUUUUAUCAGCUGUUGAGCGACUACGUGGAAAAAUUAUUGAGCCAUUUAAUAGAAUUGAAAUGCAGACUAUUGUUUUAGCAAGACUUCAUGAAACUUCUGAUCUUCUUAGAAGAGUUGCUAGAAUGCAACAUCUGUCUAAACGUUUGAAUUCUCAGAUGAAUAGCAUCACUCAAGGACCUGAUAUUGUUAAAGCCGCCAAUAGUUUGCAUGAACUUGAACAGUUAAUGGCAGACACAGAUCUUAAUGGUUUGGAUAUAGUGGCAGAUGAUCAACAAGCUAUAAAAGCUCAAAGAGCUACGGUGCAAAGAAUAGCCACUCACACAUUAACGCAAGGAUUACAAGCAAUGGACAGAACAAAGGUGAGCACAGCUGUACAAGUCUUUCAAAACUUAGGAAUAAUACAAGGAGCUGUGGACACAAGCAUAGAAUCCACUCUAGCUGAGAUAGAGAGAAUUUCUACGGAAUCGUUAGACGUGUCUCUGGCGACAAAUCAGGAGUUUGGAAAGCGCGGAGCGCCCGGCAGAGCCGCGAUUCCAUCACCCGGAUCGUCGGGAAAUUUACGCACGAGAAUCUGGGAAAAUCUCGAACGUCUCUUCCAAGAUACUUUAUAUACGCAAUGUUUGCAGGUCGAAUUACUGCAAAGAGUGCUGUUGGAACAUCAUGCCAAAGGAUUUGACGAUUUGUCUGAAAAAUUUUGGGACAAAGUGAACGCUCUUCUCGCUAAAGUUUUGGUCGAACGUGCUCAAGGUUCGUCAUUUGUGAAACAGGCUUUGGAAGGUGAAUACCCGAAAUUUCUGAGAAUAUUUUUGGACUUGAGCAAACGUUUGAAAGAGAGGUCUCACAGCAUCGGAAUCUACGGCAUUGAACGUAACGUUUUAUUGCCGUUCGAAAACGCAUAUUUAUCGCGUUCGGUAUCUCGGCUUCUGGAUCCAGUGCACAAUAUGUUUUCCGGAGAAGGUCUGCCGACGCACGACGAGAUCGACAGUCUCAUUCGUACAAUUACGAACGAACUGAGCGUAUCGUUGGUGGACGAUGGUCUCUCGACUGUGGUGUCGCGUAACGUGGGAAAGGCAAUCAGAUUGUUCUGCCUGAAGUGCGAGCAAAGUAUGGUGACGGGUGCCGAGGCCAGUCAAGUGAUCGACAGUCCUACCGCCGGUCAACAGAGAAACAUCACGCUCGCUAAUCUACUGUACUACCUUACCAGCCAAACAAACCGCGUGAUAGCCAACCUGGCGGGAGGAUUGCCGUCCGAGGGUAGUGUUGUAAUCACCACGGCGCUCAAAGAGACAGACGCGUUAACAAGGAAUCUGCUUAUACCGUUGUUGACUUCUAUCAAUAACGCAAUCGAGAGUAUUAUCUUGACCAUGCACGAUGAUGCUGAAUUUAGAGACGCAAGUAGUCCGUUAGGAAAAGAGAUUGGUUGCUCUCUUUACAUGCGCGAACUGCAAGGUUUCAUCUUACGUUCUGUAAACACGUUUUUGUUACCGUACAAGAAUCAAGUGGUUGUGGCCGAAAGUUGCAAAGCCGUCGCGUCACGAUGUAUAGAGCUGUUCGUGCGUCACGCUUGCUUAUUGCGACCCCUGACUGAUUUUGGAAGGGCAAAACUUUUGGUAGAUUUCGCUCAGAUGGAGGUAGCUGUAACACCGCUGUGUCGCGGCGGCCUCGAGCAACAGCAAUAUAGAACGUUGCGCGCGCUCAAAACUCUGCUUCCCCUCAAACCCGAGGAGAUGGCCGACAAGAUCUUGGAGGGAAAAGGAGAAAGCAGCGUGCCACCGUCGCUCGUUUUGUUGCAUUUAUUUUCCGGCGCACCACCCGAACUAGCGUCACCGCAUCAGAGCGCCGGGUGGUCCGUAAAACGCUUGUCACAAUGGAUGGACAGUCACCCGAGCGAGAGGGACAGAUUAACGCUCUGCAGCGGACCGCUGGAACGUUACCAGUUAACGGUGCGACAGCAAAAUCUUUUGUCAUUCCACCCGUUAUUCCCGCACAUGAUGAAAUUAGUUAACUUGAAAGAACAUUCCGGUCAAUAAAAUGUACAAUUAGGUAUUUAAAAUUUGUAUAUACAAU